CUUGUUUAGGAGAAAAGGCGCCCAAACUCGUCUUUUGUAAACAUACCUCCAUUUAUUAGGUUUUAAGUUUGCUUGGUAAUUUAUUAAUUAAUUUUAUUGGUGUUUUUCUUUUAAUUGUGUUUUAAAUUACUAUUUACAAGCAUGGAAGUUCGAUCAGCACGUCGAACUAAACUUGAAGUGGAAGGUAAAAAAUCCGCUGUCAAGGCUGCUUUGGACAAAUUGUCUAGAGUUCGGAAAGGUAUUGCUGAAGACAAGUAUAACAUGAAAGAAGAGGAAAAUCUUUUCGUAGAAGGAGCUGAAGAAGAUUUUUCAGAUGAUGAUUUCGUGGUUGAUGAUACACCUAGUAUAAAGAAAUAUUUUGGUCAAGCUACUAACGGGAAGAAAGGGAAACGACAGUACGAUAGUGAAUCAGAUGAAUAUGAAGAGGAAGAAGAGGACUCUCAAGAGAAGAACAAAGUAAAGAAAAUAAAACCGCCUAAACCAUCAAACCUUUUGCAAGUUAAAGUCGAAGAGACUCAACCAGAAGACCAAGACAAUGAUGACGCAUAUGAGGUAUUAGCUUCAACAUCCAAACGUUUAAAAGGUAUGUUUGGCUCCAAAAAUAAUACACCACAAUCAAGUCGUAGAGCUUCACUACUUAAGCCAUUGGAGUUAUCAUGCAGUCCAUCUCAAAAAAGAAAACUUGAACAAGAAAAUUCGCCAGCUUCAGUUAAGACCAAAGUUAAUGGUUCUGAAGUUAAAAAAGCAAAAAUCGAUUUUGAUUCUCUUCACCAAGAAGAGAAUAAAAGUAUUCUUGAAGAUCCAGUUAAUGAUUUAGAAAACGAUGAUGAUGUUCCUGAUGCAUCGUUUGAUUUUGGUGGACAGGAAUCUUGGACAUUUGGUCUACAGGGUAUUGCUGACGAAGAAGCUACAACUGUAACUGGUGAUAAAGAUUUAGCUGUUUUUGUUGAUAAAGAUGGAAUUACUCAUUUAAAGAUGUACUGGUUAGAUGCUUACGAAGAUCUCGGUCCUUUCCACGGAAGAGUCUAUAUAUUUGGCAAGAUAAAGGCUAAGUCGAAUGCAAAGACUUCAUGUGAUUACCAGAGUUGCUGUUUGAUUAUUGAAAAGAUCGAAAGAAAAGUUUAUCUGCUUCCAGCCAUGAAAGGAGACAGUCGAAUUCCAGUUUCUGAAGUUCACAAAGAAUUCACUGAUGUAAUCGCCCCAAAUCAUCGGAUUAAAAAUUUCAAGAGUCGAAAGGUUACAAAAUUUUAUUCAUUUGACCAGCCUGAUGUACCAUAUCAAGCUGAUUACCUAGAAGUAAUCUAUGGAUCAAAUUAUCCUCAACUUCCAGCUGAUUUGAAAGGUUCAACGUUCUCCAAAGUAUUUGGUACUUCUCAAACACCUUUAGAACGGUUAAUAAUUGAGGUUAAUCUUCGAGGUCCUGGUUGGAUUAGAGUGAAAAAUCUCCACCCUGUAAAUGUCCCUGUUUCGUGGUGUAAAAAGGAGUUUACGAUGGACUACUCUUUUAAAAAUAUCACAGUUGAUAUUGAUGAUGUCACCAUCCCACCUUUAAUGAUUGCAUCUUUAAAUGUGAGAACCUAUUUAAAUCAAAUUAUCGCCAUUUCGUGUUUUGUUAAAAAAGAUUAUCAAAUUGAUGGUGGUACUCCCUCUAGUCCAUUGGAUCUUGACCAAAGCUGUUGUUUAAUUACCUCACCUUCGGGUAUUAAUCUACUUCCUGAAUUCAAAAAAGCUGCUCGUAAAUUUGUCAAAGGUCAUGAAAAUCUAAUCAAGGGAUAUGAUAAUGAACAGUUUAUGCUGAACCAAUUCCUCGUAAACUUGGGUAGACUUGAUCCUGAUGUUUUAGUCGGCCAUGAUUCUGCCUUUGAUAUCAACAUUAUUCUAAAUCGUCAAACCCAUUACAAUGAUAAAAUCAAUUGGUCUCGUUUAGGUCGUCUUAGAAGAAGCUCAAUUAAAGCCCUUAAAUCACAAAAGGAUAAAAUGGCAGUUACAUCUGGACGUUUGGUUUGUGACGUUAAAAUAAUGGCCAAAGAAUUUAUCAAAGCUAAAAGUUAUGAUUUAGAUGAACUAAUUGUCCAAGUUUUGAAAAAAGAACGCCUUUUGGGUCCUUCGUCUAUUUCUGAAGCAUAUGGUAGCGUUAAAAAUCUUUUCAGUUACGUCAACGCUUUAUUAGCUGAUAAUAGAUUCAUCAUGAGUAUAAUGUAUGAGUUGAGCGCUCUACCUUUGGCUAUGCAAAUAACUAAAAUCGCUGGUAAUCUAUUUUCGAGAACUUUAAUGGGUGGAAGAGCUGAAAGAAACGAAUAUCUUUUACUUCAUGCUUUUUACGAGAAAAACUUCAUUUUACCUGACAAAGUGAUCCCAAAAUACAAUGACAACAAAUCCAACGAUGAAGUUGUUCCAUUAGGACAAAAUGAAGAUGGAACUGAAGCUGCUAAAGGUGGUAAAAAGAAGGCUGCUUAUGCUGGUGGAUUAGUUUUAGAUCCGAAAACUGGCUUUUAUGAUUCGUAUAUCCUGCUUAUGGAUUUCAACUCGUUGUACCCCUCAAUUAUUCAAGAGUAUAAUAUAUGCUUCACUACAGUGAACAGAAAUCGCGUCAAGAUCGAUGAAAAUGGUGAUGAAAUACCUGAAGUCCCUGAUGCCGAUAAAGCCUGUGGUAUUUUACCUACAGAAAUUAAAAAACUUGUAGAAGGCAGAAGAGAGGUUAAAAGACUUAUGUUACAAGAGAAAGCACAAGACGUACAAGAUCAAUUGGACAUCAAACAGCAGGCUCUCAAACUUACUGCCAACUCUAUGUAUGGUUGUCUUGGUUUUUCCAAUGCUCGUUUUUACGCGAAACCACUUGCUGCUUUAAUUACUUUUAAAGGACGAGAGAUUUUGAUGCAUACUAAAAAUUUAGUUGAAACAAUGGGACUGGAGGUUAUUUAUGGUGACACUGAUUCAAUUAUGAUCAACACUAGUUGUAGUGAUUACGAUGAAGUAAUGAAAACUGGUCGUAAAAUUCAAGCUGAAAUUAACAAAAUUUAUCGUCUACUUGAGAUUGGUAUUGAUGGAGUUUAUCGUCCAAUGUUAUUAUUAAAGAAAAAGAAAUAUGCAGCUAUUUCUAUUUCCCGUGAUCGUAACUCGAUCAAGACAACUCGAGAAAUGAAAGGAUUGGAUAUUGUUCGUCGUGAUUGGUCUCUAAUCGCUAGAAAAGUCGGUGGAAUAAUACUGGAUGAAAUCCUCUCUGGCAAAUCAAGUCAAGAUAUUGUCGAUGCCAUACACGACAGGUUGAAAUUUUGGUCAGAUUUCAUUAAAGCCGGAAUAUUCACUCCUGAGCAACUCAAAGAUUUUGAAAUAACCAAAUCUUUAACUAAAAAUCCAGAAGAUUACGCAGAUAAGAAAAGUUUGAUACAUGUCAAUGUCGCACUUCGACGAAAUGCAGAUGAAAAACUAGAAAGGAAAUUGCGAGCUGGAGAUUGUGUGCAAUACGUUAUUUGUAUUGACGAAAGUAAUCCUGAUUUUGCUAGUUUACCCGCAACCCAAAGAGCUUUCCAUCCCGAAGAGCUUAAAGAGAGACCUUCCCUCAAGAUUGAUCCCAAUUAUUACAUAAGCCAACAAAUUCUUCCAACCAUUUCUCGUCUUUGUGAACCCAUCGAAGGAACUGACUCUCAUAUCAUGGCUGAAGUCAUGGGAAUCGAAUCAAAUUCAAUUCAUCGUAGCUCCCGUGAUGAAUUAGAAAAUGAUAUUCCUUUGAGUGAUGAUAUGAAAUUUGAUGGAUGUAAUUCAUUUAAGAUUCCAUGUCCUAAUGAUAAAUGUGCCAAGAUAAUUGAAUUUAGAGACGCCUUUAGGACUGAUUCAGUUACUAAAAAACGAAUCAACUUAAGUCUUGCUCGCUGUCCUCAUUGUAAUAUUGAUCUAACAUUAGAAGUUUAUGAAAAUCGAAUAAUCAAUCAUUUCGUCAGCAUAUUAAGGAAUCUUUUGGAUGAACAUCAGAAGUGUUGGGUGAUUUGUUGUCGCUGUAACUUCCAAACUAGAAGUUGUUGGGGUUAUUACCGUGAUAGAAGAAGUGAUAAAGGUUUAGAAUGUCCAUAUUGCCAUGAAGAUAUGGAUCAAAAGAUUACAGAUCGUCAACUCCAUCAGCAACUUUUAUUUUAUGAAACUCUUCUUGACCGUGAUACCGCUUUAAAUUCAUUAUCUAGUGCAUCUGAAAGAAGUGAGCUAGAUGCUAAAAGUGCCUCUUGUACAAAAUUGUACAGAAUUCUUUGGCAACAUGUCCAUAAUGUCCGUUACACCAUGAGUUAUACCGACGUCAAUCUCACUUUUAUGUUCCACAAUCAGAUUUUCACCUGUGUUAAAAAGCAAAUUAAAAAAUGAUUUCUUUGUAUUUAUUGAUUUCUUCCCCCAGACUCUAAGAAUCCAGGCAUUCCUUAAUUAUGCUUUUUAUUCUUAUGACAUUGUAAUAAUCAUCAUUAUCAAAUAUAAUUCCUACUGCAUUUUUAAUGCUCAUCCACCUUUUAAAACCCAAAACUUUCUCUAUUUGUGUAUAAAAUUUUUCAAAAGAAAAUUUAAUGUUUCAAUAAAUCUUUAAAUAUCACGUCAAA
Messenger RNA from Tetranychus urticae (two-spotted spider mite), 4577 nucleotides. It is a transcript of the gene PolA1, whose product is annotated as DNA polymerase alpha catalytic subunit. The record is from RefSeq and is a predicted model, not a curated record. Gene Ontology annotation, cellular component: alpha DNA polymerase:primase complex. NCBI's taxonomy places the organism in Eukaryota, Metazoa, Arthropoda, Arachnida, Trombidiformes, Tetranychidae. Gene Ontology annotation, biological process: mitotic DNA replication initiation; leading strand elongation; DNA replication. Gene Ontology annotation, molecular function: DNA replication origin binding; chromatin binding; DNA-directed DNA polymerase activity.